AAAAAACAAACAAGAAAGCAGUUUAUCGUUUUUAUUCUCUAAAUUAACUUUCCUCAAAGCUUUCCUUAGGUAAAUAUUGUGAAGUAAAUAAAAUGAAGUGUGUAAUUGAAGGCAAUGGCAUUAAAGUUUUUGGAAAAGCAGUUCAUGCUCUGUCAAGAAUUGGUGAUGAGAUAUGGUUGGAUCCACUGGAGAAAGGGUUGGCUGUAAGGACAGUGAACUCAUCUCAAUCGGCUUAUGCCUGUUUCUGCUUCACUCCUCUGUUCUUCCAGCAAUAUAUUCCAGAACCAGACAUUCAGAAAGACUGUGAAGCAGUAAAAUGCAAGUUAAACAUUAAGUGUGUACUUCCCCUGUUCCGCUGUGCAUCAUGGAGAGAGCGCAGUGUGGACAAAUGUGAGAUAUCCAUCAACAUCCCAAAUAGCAGGGUGAUAUUUCAGUUUCACUGCAGACACGGAAUAACAAAGACCUAUAAUUUGGGGUAUCAGGAAUGUGAAGCUUUGCAGGCCGUGUUCCCAGCUCACCUCUGUCCAAAUGUCCUAAUGGCCCAGUCCAAACUUUUAGGUGACAUUGUGGUGCAUUUUCCGGUUUCCCAAGAAGAGGUCACUCUUUCCAUUUCCUCUUUUAAAGUAACCUUGAAGACCUUUUGUGAGGAUGAAAAUAACUGUAUCAGAGGCAUGAACACCGAGCUGAUGCUGCACGCAGAUGAGUUUGACUAUUUUCAGGUUGGAGAGGAUUCAGCUGUGACCUUCUGCCUCAAAGAACUGAGGGGGCUGCUGUCCUUUGCUGAGUCUUAUGGCCUAUCAGUAUCUAGUCAGUUUGGUGUGGCUGGACAGCCUGUAUUCUUCUCUGUAAAAGACAUGACGCUGGAGGCCCAUGUUGUGUUGUCCACCUUAACGGAUCCAAACCACAAGAGCCCAUCUCAGCCUGUACCUGGGGAGGAUUGUCCUGUCGACGUCCCCAAGAUCUCCACAGCAGAAGUCUCCACAUGUGAAGGCCCUAUGGAGACAGAGGUGUGCGUCGAUGAUGGGGAACAGGUGGCUUCCAGUCAGGGCAGUGAAGUUUUUAAUCCAACCCCUCAUAUGAGGAAGAUGUUUCAGCUUCAGACACCUGGAGAGAUGCUGCCAAGACCCAGACUGGCACCUGAAUCGACUUUGACUACACCAGUAACACCAGCCACUUUCAAGAUCCGCUCGCUGCUCUUUGGGGCUGUAUACACUGAUGUAGUAGACAGUAAAAGUGUGGAUUUACCCAGCCUGGCAUGUUCCAGUGACACAGAAGAGUGACUCGAGUAACAACGUAAUCUAACCUCACACAGGUAACACCUACUGCAAGAAUGCAUGGACUUUACAACACGAUGUAGCCUACAGUAACUCAGUAGAUUAUAAAGACAACCCACAGUGUGUUAACACAGUUCUUCCGUUUAAGGUUAAUAUGAUUUAAAAUUUGAUGUUUUUCUUAAAUAUUGCUGUCGAGGCCAUCACUAGGUCUUGUUAGGGCACAUCUUGUAUUACUUUGGUAAUGUAAGAAAGGUGUAAACCAGUUGUUUGCUUCUGUUUCUGUUCUACCACAAACAUCUUUGUAAUGUAAUUUUUUUUUAAUGAGUUAAAAAUGUUCUUGAAGAGGUAAAAGGAAAACUAUAAGACUGUAGUAAAGUAGGGCAGGUGGGGCACAAUCGCUUUCUGUUGCAUAGCUGAGGAGUGUCUACCUAAACACACAGUUCAGAUGAGUUCGGUUACUGUGGAGAAGAUAAAUCAAAACAGACACAUUCUUGAGGAUUGAAGGACUCCAUGUUCUGUGUGUCCACCGAUGACUCAGAGGAAGCUUUGACUCACUGCUGCUCGAGAAACUAACGUUAUAUAAGUCUGCAGCAAUAACUGCUAUUGUACGCAUACCUCACCACAUCCUCCAGAGAAAGCCUUGUGCUAUACAUGACCAUUGAACUGAAAUAUAUGUCAGUUAGAAGCUCGACAAAUCAGAUCAUGUCAGAGUUCAGCUGGACAGCCAUGCAAAACAGAUUAACUUCAUUUAGCAUCACUUUUAGAGGCAUUUUGUCAUUUCAGCUCUUAAUGUGAUGGUUAAAUCGAUUGCUGUUGCAUUAGUCCAUGCUCAUAAUGUUGGGGUCACAACCAUUGCUGCUGUUUUUGUUGACUGCUGACAUACAAAUUUCAUCUCCAGCCACUGGCGAUUGUAAUGUGAUCAGUAUUUUAGGCUCUCAUGCCUUUUUGUCACAAUUUACACCUCAUUUGAGCAUUAAAUGUAAGUUAGUUACACUAUAAAAUGUUUACCGGCAUGAUGCAUGUAAAAUUGCAAAAAAGAAAAGAAAAAAAAGAAUGGAAGCAUUAAAGCGUGUCAAUUUGUCACUUUCUUUUCUCUUUUCUCUUGUAUUCAUCCCCAUGAUAUCCAAGAUGUAAAUGAGUUUGUUUC
Molecule: messenger RNA, 2421 nt
Organism: Carassius auratus (goldfish)
Lineage: Eukaryota; Metazoa; Chordata; Actinopteri; Cypriniformes; Cyprinidae
Gene: rad9b
Product: RAD9 checkpoint clamp component B
Exons: 11
Coding region: 93-1280 (395 amino acids)
Biological process (GO): DNA repair; DNA replication checkpoint signaling; cellular response to ionizing radiation
Cellular component (GO): checkpoint clamp complex
Source: RefSeq, a predicted model, not a curated record